Messenger RNA from Toxotes jaculatrix (banded archerfish), 6701 nucleotides. RefSeq names its product sodium channel protein type 4 subunit alpha B-like. Gene Ontology annotation, molecular function: voltage-gated sodium channel activity; calcium ion binding. Gene Ontology annotation, biological process: sodium ion transmembrane transport; neuronal action potential; membrane depolarization during action potential. Lineage: Eukaryota; Metazoa; Chordata; Actinopteri; Toxotidae. Gene Ontology annotation, cellular component: axon; voltage-gated sodium channel complex; plasma membrane. The coding region runs from base 183 to 5252 and encodes 1689 amino acids. The record is from RefSeq and is a predicted model, not a curated record. The transcript has 30 exons.
ACACUGAAGACUGCGACAACCCUGCAGAUGCAUGACUCUGGAUAACUGAAGUGAAGUUAAAAACAGUGAAGUGAGAUGAGAAACGUCAGACAGCCGAAGACUCAACAACACAGACAGACAGACAGAGAGAGAGACAGACAGGUGGGAAUAGGUAGAUGUGGAGGACUUAGUGAGCUGCAGCCAUGAUGAGCAGAAAAAUUUCAUUUUUUGAGUUUUGGAGGAGCCAGAAGGAGCGAGGAGCGCUCCUGAAGAGAGCCGACGAGCUGAGACUUCAACCUGCACAGCUGAAGUGCUUGCUAGGCGACAGUGCAGUCCGGUCAGAGCUGCAAAACACCAGAAUGGCAUCUCUGCUGCCCCCUGUUGGUACAGAGGUCUUCAGGCGCUUCAUACCGGCCUCGUUGGAGGAGAUCCAACAACGACAUGAAGCUGAGGAGAAGGAGCGACAGAGGAGAAAUAACAAAGAGGUAGAGGACAAAGGCCUUCCCAAACGAGCCACUCACCUAGAGGCUGGGAAGCCCCUCCCAUUCAUCUAUGGAGACCCGCCCCCUGAGCUUCUCAACACCCCACUGGAGGAGCUGGAUCCCUUCUACCAAUCACAGAAGACGUUCAUUGUGCUCAGUAAAGGAAACAUCAUCCACAGGUUUAAUGCUGAGUCAACCUGUUACCUACUGAGUCCCUUCAGUCCUAUGAGGACCACCGCCACCAGGAUCCUCAUUCACUCUUUGUUCCGUUUGUUCAUCCUGCUGACGCUUCUGACCAACUGCGUGUUCAUGAUCAUAGGUUAUCCUCCAGCAUGGAGCAGGACUGUGGAGUAUGUGUUCACAGCCAUCUACACGUUUGAAGUCGUCAUAAAGAUUCUGUCGCGAGGCCUCUGCGUCGGACGCUUCACCUUCCUCAGAGAUCCCUGGAACUGGCUGGACAUCAUGGUCAUCUGCACGGCAUUUCUGACGCACUCUGUCUAUGUGGGGAAACUUUCUGUACUGAGCACGAUUCCCAGAGGGCUGAAGAUGAUCUCAGUCUACCCAGGUGUGAAGAGGACUGCCGGAGCGCUCAUCCAAUCAGUGAAGAGGCUGACUGCUGUCAUCGUCCUGAUGGUGUUUGUCCUCAGCAUCUUGGCUCUGAUUGGUCUGCAGCUCUUCAUGGGAAAUCUGAGGCAAAAAUGUGUCAAAUGGCCUGAGUCGCAGUCGCUUGGCAACCUGACCGACACUGGCAACCAAACAGGAAGCAGUGACUUUGAUUUCCACAAGUACAUCAGCCAACCAGGGAAUCUCUACUUCCUCCCUGGUCAGCUGGAUGCUCUGCUGUGUGGAAACAUCUCUGAUGCCGGGGUCUGUCCGGACGGUUACGUCUGUGUGAGGGCGGGCAGCAACCCGAACUACGGAUACACAAGCUAUGACUCGUUUGGUUGGUCUCUGCUGGCUCUGUUCAGACUGAUGACCCAGGACUUCUGGGAAAACCUGUUCCAGCUGAUGUUGCAAACAGCAGGUAAAACCUUCGUGAUCAUCUUCAUGCUCCUCGUCUUCCCUGUCUGUUUCUGCCUCAUCAGCCUCUUCCUGGUCAUGGUUGCUAUGGCAUCCGUCGAGCAGCACAUGGCCAGAGUUGCCGAAGCCAAACAGAAAGAAGAUGAGUUCAUUCAGAUCCAGGAGGUGAUGAAGAGGAGGGAAGAGAAGGAGGAGGAAGAAGAGGAGGUGGGUGUUUGGUGUCAGCAGGCGGCCUGCAGAGUGGAGCUCUCAGAGCAACAGGACUCAGCACCACAGAAGAAGAAUUCAGCUGGAGUAAUAACGUGUCCUCCGUGUUGUUUGGCCGUCCUGAGGUGGAACUGUUGUGGCUGCUGGCGGUGGCUCAAACAGCGGCUCUACACCUUAAUCACGAACCCGUUCUUCGACUUUGGGAUCGUCGUCUGCAUCGUGAUUGACUGUAUCUUCUUCGCCAUGGAGCAUUAUCCCAUGACAGAGGAGUUCGCAGAGCUGCUGAGCAUCGCAAACCUGGUUUUCACAGGGAUCUACACAGCUGAGAUGAUCCUCAAACUUUUGGCCUUGGACCCGUACGGUUACUUCCAGGUGCGCUGGAACAUUUACGAGAGCAUCGUUGUCAUCGUCUGUUGGUUGGAGCUGAUUUUUAUUGAUGUUGAGGGCCUGUCCAUACUGGUUGGUGUUGAAGUGGUGAUGCGGAUGCUGAGACUGGCCCGGUGGUGGCCAACCCUCCACAUGUUCAUGAAGGUUAUCUGGACCUCAGUCCGGGCCCUGAGGAACCUGACUCUUGUUCUGUUGAUCAUGGUCUUCCUCUUCACCAUUGCUGGCACGCAGCUGUUCCACGAGGAUUAUGGAAACGUCUGUCGCAUUCCAGAGAACUGUAGGCUUCCUCGCUGGCACAUGUACGACUUUUUCCACACCUUCAUCCUUAUCUUCAGGGCCCUGUGUGGCGAGUGGAUUGAGACCAUGUGGGACUGCAUGGAAGUCUCAGGUCCGACCAUGUGUCUGAUCUUCUACAUGACGGUCCUGGUCAUCGGAAACCUGCUGGUCCUGAAUCUGUUCCUGGCCUUAUUGCUGAACUUUUUCAACAACGACAAUCCAAAAGAAAAAGAGGAAAACAACGUACAAAUUGCCGUUGCCCAGAUCAAAGGGAGGGUGACGCGCACCAGGAUCUGGAUCCUACAACAUAUGUGGACUUUGCUGGGAAAGAGGAACUACAUGAAACCCGACCACAAAGUGGCCGACAGUACGAAGGAAUGCCUGGGUUUGACCUGCGUGACCUCAGACCAGCCAGCGUCAGACGUUAAGGCCCCUGGAGGUAAAUACGACAGCACCACCUUCCGGAGGGUUCCCGAGGCCGAGGCCGAGAUUGAAUUCAAGACGCCUGAGAACGAAGAGAAAGAAGAGAAAAAGCAACAACAGGAUGAAGACAAUGCAAAUCAUAGAGAAAACACACCUGAGGACUGCUGCUGUGACAGUUGUUACCGUUGCUGUCCAUUCCUGGAUGCGGACACGUCCCGGGGCCCGGGGAGGGUGUGGUCUAACUUCAGGAGAGCCUGUUUCUCUGUUGUACAACACAAAUACUUUGAGACCUUCAUCAUCUUCAUCAUCCUGCUGAGCAGUGCAGCUCUGGUGUUUGAGGACGUCCACUUACAGCAGCGUCAGGUCUUACAGAUGGUUCUGGACAAGGCCGAUCAGGUGUUCGCGUACCUGUUCCUGCUGGAGAUGGUUCUCAAGUGGAUCGGCUGUGGAUUCAGGAAGUACUUCACCAGCGCCUGGUGCUGGCUCGACUUCCUCAUCUUGGCGGUGUCUCUGGUGUCAAUCGCGCUAGGCAUGCUGGGAUACUCUGAACUGGGAGCCGGCCUGUCCCUGAAGACUGUGAGAGCUCUGAGGCCCCUGAGGGCCCUGUCUCGCUUCCAGGGCCUGAGGGUGGUGUUGAAGGUUCUGGGUGUAACCCUCCCGGCCAUGUGUGACGUGUUGUUUGUGGUUUUGUUCGUCUGGUGUAUCUUCAGCAUCACUGGAGUGCAUUUAUUUGCUGGAAAGUUCUACUACUGCUUUAAUGAGACAUCAGACGAUCUGUUCUUUUCGGAGGACUUGAACAACAAGACAGAGUGUCUGUCUCUGAUACAGCAGAACUACACUGAAGUUCGCUGGAAGAACACGAAGAAUAACUAUGACACCGUGAGCGCAGGCUACCUGUCACUGCUGCAAGUGGCAACAUUUAAAGGCUGGAUGGACAUCAUGUAUUCAGCAGUGGACUCCAGACAGGUGGAGUCUCAGCCAGCGUUUGAGUCCAACUUGUACAUGUACCUGUACUUCAUCUGUUUCAUCAUCAUUGGCCGCUUCUUCACCUUCAAUUUCUUCAUCAGAGUCUUCAUCAACACGCUGGAUCAGCUAAGACACAAGUUUGGAGGGAAACAUGUUUUCAUGACGGAGGAGCAGCAGAAACAUUUGUGGGCCAUGAAAAAACUGUUCUCCAAGAAACCUCAGAAACCGGUUCCACGACCCCAGAAUAAAUGCCAGGCUCUGCUCUUUGACCUGGUGACCAAACAGUGUUUCGAGGUCUUCAUGGUGGUGGUGAUCUGCCUGAACAUGGUGACUCUGAUGGUGGAGACGCAGGAGGACAGCAUGGAAAAGGAGUUCAUUUUACACUGGUUCAACUUCUCUUUUUACCUCGUCUUCUUCAUCGAGUUCCUCCUGAAGAUCACUGCGCUCAGACAGCACUACUUCUCCGACUACUUGAACAUCCUUGACUUUGUGAUUAUUUUCUUCUCCACCGUAGAUCUUUUCAUAGCUGAUUUGGUGGAGAAGUAUUUCUUCCCACAGAGCUUACUGCCUAUUCUCCGAUUGGGUCGGAUCAGUCGUAUCAUCCAUCUCUUUCGCUGGGCCCAGAGGAUCCAGACGUUACUUGCGGCCUUUAUGAUGUCACUGCCUGCCCUCUUCAACAUCUGCCUCCUCCUCUUCCUCCUCAUGUUCACCUUCUCCAGCUUCGGCAUGUUCAGCUUCGCCCAUGUGAAGAAGGAGGCCAUGAUAAACGACACGUUUAACUUCGAGACUUUUGUGAACAGCAUGAUUUGUCUGUUUACAAUAAUCACAACAGCUGGAUGGGAUGGUCUUCUUUUUCCCAUCCUGAACACGCCUCCGGACUGCGACCCAGACUUUGAGACCCCGGGAUCUGCUGUGAGAGGGAACUGCGGCAGUCCAACAGUGGGCAUCGUCUUCUUCACCUCCUACAUCAUCUUGUCCAUGCUGCUGGUGGUCCACCUGUUCAUUGCCGUCAUUCUGGAGACCUUCAGUGUGGAGGACAUCGAGCGGCUGAGUGAUGGCGACCUGCAGAUGUUUUAUAAAGCCUGGAGGAAGUUCGACCCCGACGGCUCACAGGUCAUACAGUACAGUCAGCUGUCAGAUUUCUGCGACGCUCUGCAUGGUCCUCUGAGGAUUCCCAAACCAAACACCAUCAAACUGAUCCACAUGGAUCUGCCUCUACUUCCUGGAGACAAGAUUCACUGUGUGGAUGUCCUGCUCACACUUACUGCACAGGUGUUCGGUGAUUCGGGAGAGACGGAUGCUCUCAAAGCCACAAUGGAGGAAAAGUUCACUGCCAACAACUCAUGCAAGGUGUCGUACGAGCCAAUCAGCAGCACCCUGCGGAGGAGACAGGAGGAAAUUGCGGCAACAGUGAUACAGAGAGCGUACAGGAAACACCUCCUGCAGGACAGAGAUGGCGAGGAGACGGUGCCUGAGUCUGCAGGCGGCGCUUCAGGUGCUCCAGGUGUUUAAGGUCGACCAGACCCUGAAUCAGCAUCUCUGGUCUGUGCUGAGGAGUUUUUAAUCUUCUAACAAAGCUGAAACAGAUAAAUUUCAUUUAACUACUAAUCCAAGUUAUUACUGUAGUGACACUUUGCUAACACUUAUUACAGGUACAUGAUCUCGGUGUAGAAUAGUAUCAGUGAUCACCUGAUAGUUUUCUCUGGUCCACAGUCUUAGGAGAUGCCUGCUUGACCAGAAAUGUCUUUUGAUGGACAUUCAAGGUGACCAAUCACAGACCUUGACACUGGUGUGACAUUAUACACCAACCUGAAGCAGUUUAGCUACAAACAGAGCAGCGAUGUUCUAUUUUGCUGUCAGCAUGCUAACGUGACAACGUUAGCGACUGUUUAGCAGAUAUAAUGUUUACAAUGUGCACCAUCUUAGUUUAGUGCGCUAGCAUGUUAACAUUAGCUAAUUAGCAGUAAGCAUCAAGUACAGCUGCUGUUGAUGGGAAUGUUAUUAGUUCUGUAGGUAUCAGAUCAUAAACCAAAGCCUGGAACAAAGUAAACGUGACCUGAUGAUGGCGCUACGUGAAAAGUCAUCCACAAAUUCAGUGCUGUUCAUCCUGAGGGAGACAUGAACGUCUGAACCACAUUUCACCACAAUCCGUCCAACAGCUGCUGAGAUGUUUCAGAUCUGAUGUCCACAGAAACCUGGUCCUCACGUAGCUGAAAACAAGUCAGACAAACUCAGAAACAUAUUUAGUUUGUUGGACAAAGUUUGUUUCCCAGCAGACUGAUUAACCUGCACAAAUACUCAGAAGUGCACAUAACAAUAUGUUAUCCACAUGUAUUACACAUGUAUUUCUAAUAUUAUUUUUAUCAAUAUUUUCACAUUUAUUUGGCUUUUUAAACAUAGACUAACAUCUCUGUGUUAAAGUGAACACAAACCUGAUCUAAAAAUCACUCAGUGUUACACGUGUAUUGAUUUGACUCAUUGAUUCUGUUUUAUUAACCUUGUACUCCCACAACAUAGAAUGUACUUUAACCAAAAGACGACCAUUGUAGGUCAGAGUCUCAUGUAUUUUGGUUUUGUUGAUUUUCUGUGGUGUUGUGUUGUGUUGUGUGUCUGUGAAACCAUCAGGUUCUAUGUGUUUGUUCCUGUUUACUGACAGAUGUGCGGCUUUGUGCUUGUCAUCAUCUGCCGCUUAUCUGGGCCCAGGCCCAUCCCACAGGUGGUGAGCCCGUGGGAGGUGGUGCCGUCCGAAGUGGGGCUCAAACCCACGACCCUGAGAGAUUGAAUCUCAUGCUCCACCCACCAAGCUAACCGGGCGGCCUUUUAUAAUUUUUUAUUCUUUUUUUUAAUCGUGUUUUUCAGCGUUGAUGUUGAUGCUGUUGUUUCCUUCAUUCUCUUUUUAUGUGUAAAAUCUAAUCAAACAAAAAAAAUAAAUUCAGUUUUAUACAGUUUUACACUUUAUGU